UGUGUGCACGCGUGUAUGUAUGCACAUUUAUUUAGUACAUGUAUCACGUGUAUCCGAAACGCCUACGAAACCACACGAAUGAAAGCGAAAUAAACCGAACUUUGUAUCAUUCGAGGAUUUGCCAUAGUUAAAUUUUGCUUAAGAUGUUACAUUACACAUGUACUUAUAUAUGGAUACGUUUGUAUUUGUAAUACUUAAAACCGAACAAUUUUUGAAGCUACGGUGACAAAAAUUAUUUACCAUGUUGUAUUAACAAAAAAGACUUUACUUAAAGAUAUUUUUAAAAUUGUGAAAUGAUGUAUUCUAACGGUAAAAUUGCGGAAUCACCAAUCACUGUAUCAGAUUCACCACCUACAGUAAGCCCACUUUUUACUUCUUCUAUUGUAUUACAACGUGAGGGAACUAUAAAUCAACCUCUUAGUGCACCUGCAUCACCUUUGUCUUCCUUGUCAUCUCCUAUAACUCAAUUAAAUUUGUCAUCACCUGAAGACUGUACACAAGAUCCUAAUUGGCAAGCAACAAAGCCUACAGUUCGUGAACGAAAUGCUGCCAUGUUUAACAAUCACUUAAUGGCUGAUAUUAUAUUUAUUGUUGGUAGUCCAGGUCAUACACAAACUAUACCAGCACAUAAGUAUGUUUUAGCUACUGGUAGUUCUGUAUUUUAUGCAAUGUUUUAUGGUGGAUUGGCAGAAAAUAAAAGAGAUAUAGAAGUACCUGAUGUAGAGCCAGCUGCUUUUCUUGCUCUACUGAGGUAUAUGUAUUGUGACGAAGUACAGUUAGAAGCUGAUACAGUUCUGGCAACACUUUAUGUUGCUAAAAAAUACAUAGUCCCUCAUCUAGCAAGGGCAUGUGUUAAUUAUUUAGAAACAAGUUUAACAGCAAAGAAUGCAUGUUUAUUAUUAAGUCAAUCGCGUUUAUUUGAGGAACCAGAUCUCAUGCAACGUUGCUGGGAAGUUAUAGAUGCUCAAGCAGAAAUGGCAUUAAGAUCAGAUGGUUUUGUGGAUAUUGAUAUUCAUACCCUUGAAUCAGUGCUUUCUCGUGAAACAUUAAACUGUAAAGAAAUUCACAUAUGGGAUGCUGCAUUAAGAUGGGCUACUGCUGAAUGUAUUAGACAAGAACUUGAACCAACAGCAACAAAUCAAAGACGAUUAUUAGGUUCUGCUUUAUAUUUAAUUAGACUUCCUGCUAUGAAUUUGGAAGAAUUUGCCAAUAGUGCUGCUCAGACUGGAAUUUUAACGCAACAAGAAACAAUUGAUGUUUUCUUGCAUUUCACUGCUAGUAAUAAGCCCCAGCUUUGUUUUCCUACCAAACCUCGACAGGGCUUAAAAACACAGGUGUGUCAUAGGUUUCAAUCAUGUGCAUAUAGAUCAAAUCAAUGGCGUUAUAGAGGCAGAUGUGAUUCAAUUCAGUUUAGUGUUGACAAAAGAAUUUUUGUUGUUGGUUUUGGACUCUAUGGAAGUUCAUCUGGUGCCGCUGAUUAUAAUGUUAGAAUUGAACUGAAAAGAUUAGGAUGCGUUUUAUCUGAAAAUAGUACUAAAUUCUUCUCUGAUGGUUCAAGUAGCACGUUUCAUGUAUAUUUUGAAAAUCCAAUUCAGAUAGAACCAGAAUACUUUUAUACAGCUAGUGUGAUAUUAGAUGGAGGGGAGUUAAGUUACUUCGGACAAGAAGGCAUGUCAGAGAUCACGGUUGGUAACGUGAAUUUUCAAUUUCAAUGCAGUUCAGAAAGUACGAAUGGUACCGGUGUACAAGGAGGGCAAAUACCUGAAUUAAUUUUUUAUGGACCACCGGUAGAUGACUGACGGAAAUUUAUGACAGAGAUAAUGGUUUAAUGGUGGUGCCCAAAAAUGUGUACCUUGGAAUUAAUCAAGGUUUUGUGUGAUUGUUGUUUUAAGUACUACUUUUAAAUGAAUGACUAAAGUUGUGUAACAGGUGCACUCUUAAAUUUCAAUAUGCAUUUAAAAUUUUGUAUAGUAUUUUAAUGAAUACGUUGUAAAAACAAAAUAAUUUCGUUUAAUUUGCUUUAUCUUUUUAAAUUAUGGUUUUAUUUAUUCAAGUUAAAUUAUAAAAAUGAUUUACAUUAUUGCAUUACUUAAUUGCAAAGAGUAAUACCAAAUUUUCACCGUUUCAAGAAUUUUAGUACAAAUUAUUUCGUAAGAAUAUAUUUUCCUAAAACAAAACUAGAAAUGUAUAAAUACAGAAAUUAAUAUUUGUUUUUAUACUACCAUAUUUUAAAAUACAAUCUUAUAAAACAUUGUACUACUUCAAAAAUAAGAAAAUAUAAAUUCUAUUUAACAUGAAAUUUAAAUUUAAACGAAUAAAAUAAUUUUCUUCUCUAAAUAAUAACUUCUUUGAAAGAGUGCAUCUUUUAUCUUCUACAACACAUUCAAAUUUUGUUUGAAAGAAAUUUACUUUUCUCACACAACUUAAAUACAUGAAAAGUCAUUUGUAAAUAUACAAGCAAAGUUUUAUGAGAAUAUUUGUUAGUAAAUUUUAAGAGAACAAAAAUGUAAAAAUAGUCUUUAAAAUAAUAGGAAACGAGAAAGUUGAUAAGUGCUAUUUGAAAGAAUUUACUAUCUUUCAAAUUACUGUUGAAUAAUAAUAUUUAAAAAAGAAGUAAAUGAAGUUCAAUUAAUUUGAAAAAUAUUGUUAUUAUGACUAAUUAAUUUAAUUAGAAAAUACUUUUAUAAUCUUUACAUUACAAUUCUGCUUCAGAUCAAAGUAAUUUAAACACGAUUUAGUUAAUAUUUUAUCGAGUAGAAUACUAAUUUCAAAGCAUUCAACAGUCAUUAAGCACUUAAAGCAAGUUUGAAAUGUAUUAUGUUUGAAACUGCCUAUUUACUGCAAUGUAAGUUUUACAUCUUAAUAUCACCAUUUGUUUUUGUUUUUUUUUUUUUUUAAUUUUAUUGGUGAAGAAUGAGACAUAUUAUGCUCAUUUUUUUAAACUUGUUGCUUUCUUAAAAAACAACAUAUAAUCAUAAAUCACACGAAUGGUAUUAAGUUAUUUGAAAAAUGUACUGUUAAAUUAUUAAAUUCUUAAGAUAAAAGA
Molecule: messenger RNA, 3046 nt
Organism: Osmia bicornis bicornis
Lineage: Eukaryota; Metazoa; Arthropoda; Insecta; Hymenoptera; Megachilidae
Gene: lute
Product: BTB/POZ domain-containing protein 6-B-like
Exons: 7
Coding region: 294-1799 (501 amino acids)
Biological process (GO): neurogenesis
Cellular component (GO): cytosol
Molecular function (GO): protein binding
Source: RefSeq, a predicted model, not a curated record